CGGAGAGCACCGAGCAGGCGAGAGAAGAACCUCAGCUAUCCUCUGGCUAUGACCAGGACGAAGAAGAGCAAGCCUGGCGGCGGAGGCGCGCAGGCGAAGAAGUCGAAGACCAAACCGCCACCAGUCGCCAAACCAAAGAGACUUACGAGGGCUCUGGCUCAGGCCAGGCCUAAGCCGAAGGGCGCAAAAAUGGGCCAGGCACACGGUGCACGAACUCCGGUCGUCACAGACAACAAGAAACUUGUCGUGAUCAGUGACGACUCGGAGCCUAAGGAGGACCUUUCUUCCUCACAGAAGACGCGAACGAAGCAGCCCGGCGGUGAUGAGUUCACUUCUCUUCUGACCGGCAUUGAGCAGGCUUUUACAGACCAGCGCGCGAUCAUGAUAGGGGUAGAUCUAGGAGCAACGCCUGAAGAACAGCGGCUGGCGAACGCAAUGGUCAUUGAAGCAAAGACCCGCAAGAAAAUAGCCCAGGCUGUCAUAGAGUCGCCGCUGAUGCAGUCUGCAUGGAUUGCCCAGUCCGAGCACACUGGACUGAGGACGUGGUUCAUGUUCUGCAUCUUCACCACGGCCGAAGAAGCACGUUUGGCGACUGAAGGCCUUUCGAAAACAUUGAACUCUAUCAAGCACCCUGACGUUGUAUUCAAGGUUCAGCUGCAAGGCUGGAAGUCGUACCGAGCUAUUGCAAAGAACAUCGAUCCCGCCCAGGCUCUUCCGCCACGCGGUGCUCAAGACAUAUCGGGGAAUGGCAGAUAUCCUGCUCUGAUGUCUCUUGCUAGCUCGAUUUCUGCUCUCAAAAAGCGAAUCAAUUAUCUACCCUCAACCAAGGUGCAAGAUCCUCCUGUCACCAACGGGACAAGAAGCGUCACCUUACACAGUCUAUUGGCUCAGAACGCAGCGACCUACCAAGAGUUGCACGCACACCAGUACGCAGGCAGCCACAGCACAAUUCAGCCGACUGAGCCUGAUGCGUCGGUCUUCCAUCAGCCGCCGGAGUCAAAUAAUAUUUCGCUGCAUUCAGCCGAUCAGCUGCCAAAGCCCAUGUCCGACAGGAAAGAGGCUGUCAUCAACGCCGAGAGCCUUUCGCAGAUGGAGCACCGUGAAGAGAUGAAGUACCAGAUCCGUUACUUGGGGGAAGUCGAAGAGGGCAUCCCGAUUUUUGGCUGCAUCUUGUGCCUGCAGCGCGAUCACCUGUGGAGUGACUGUCCCGACCGAGUAUGCGAGCAUUGUGGCGAGAAGGAUACGCACACUUCGAGAGCAUGUCUAAAGGCGAGGCUAUGCAAGAAAUGCUACGAGAAAGGUCACUCCAUUGAAAACUGCCCUUCGAAACUGCACCGUACCGCCGCAGACGGGUUCCAUUGCGAUCGCUGCGGAGAGGACACGCAUGCCGAAGAUGACUGCUCGCACAUCUGGCGUGCCAUCAUUCCGGAGCAGAUGCCCCAGCUAAAGAAGGGGCCCUUCUUGAGCAUCUUUUGCUACAACUGCGGUGAAAGAGGCCAUUGGGGAGGCGACUGCCUGGAACCACGUGAGAAGCCAAAAUCACACUUUGACAUCUUCUCCUCAAAGGAAGCUCAAAAGUUCAUUGAUUCUUCAGCUCCUAUCACGAACCUGCUCGGCGAGACCAUCGAAUCAGCGCGCAAAUAUCAGACAAAUGGAAGCGGCUUCGCCAUCCAAGAGGCUUUACAAGAUACACAGAUCGAAAACUACAUGGCUGCAUACGGUCAGCCGCCUGUUCAACAGCAUAGUAAGCAUCAAAAUUUCUCAUUUGCUCCAAAGGCUUGCAGAGUCCGUCAGCAAACGUGUAUCGACCAGCAAAUUGUAGCUCUACCUCCUACAUCUUGUCUUUCCUCGGGGAGUUCGCCGCAGCUCUCUCACGUCCAGCAACAACCUUUACAAGUACACAAAGCAAGCUCCAAUAUGCAGGCACACGUGAAUACUCAUCAUUUUUCGCUCCCAGAUCGUCCCGCGAAACGCGGCAACGACGGCUACGUUCAGUAUCGUGGCAGCGUGCAUCCUCUGCCGCCACGGCCAACGCCCCCUUCUCGUCGGCGCUCGGUAUCGCCUGCACAGCGCAGCUACAACUCGCCCCGACAACGUGACGACGGAUACGGCGCACAUAGUUUCUCCCGUGGCCAGGGCUACUAUGACAGUAAGGGUGCAUACCACUACACCCCACAGCAGAAUUCUCAUGGCCAGCCUGCUCCGCCACCGCCUCCUCCUCCACCACCACCGCCACCGCCACCAACGCAGGACAUCGACUACGGCCGUCGCAAAACCUAUCACGCAGUACCGCCUCCACCAUCAAAGCCAAUUCGUGGUCGUCACCGACGUGCCAGGCCCUAGUAUUUGUACCAGAUCACCGACGUGUUCAUGUCUCGUUUAUUAUUGUCAGUCCUGAGUACUCCGUGUGACUUCACUUCGUGAUCGGCGACAGUAUCUCACAAAUGCAUCUUGGAUGACUUUGGGGACAUAUACAUAGCACGUGCUUUGAAAGAACUUGUAGAUAUGCACAGAGAUGGGUACUUGAUUGGCUUGGGGAAACACAAGGGCAUUGCUUUUUCUUUUUGGUUUGGUUACGAGAAUAGUUAUGAUACCCAGCUUAGCGCGAGAUGCGCAGGAUGAAAGCAUCAAGGGUUCAACGGCGUCGCAGGAGAAGGGGAAAAUGUCACCGGCUUUGGCCGUCUGUCGCAUAUACUGCUGGCAUAUCACCACAGUAGAGACGCGCGUCGAACCCAGUGGUUGCCCGGAUCCAGCGUCUGGCCCAAGAAUCAGGGACUGGCUUAGAACGUCUGGAAGGCAGAUGGGUGACUCCAUGACGGGCGCUCGCAGGUUCGCGCUCGUGGAUUCCACCUGGAACAGGAGAAAAAGUAGUAACUUAGCCAUCCGGUCGGAUGUAUGUACCUUCGUCAUGACCAAGGGGUAUCAAAUAUAUGAGAAUAUAUACUUCUAUCG
Messenger RNA from Verruconis gallopava, 2952 nucleotides. RefSeq lists its product as uncharacterized. Gene Ontology annotation, molecular function: zinc ion binding; nucleic acid binding. NCBI's taxonomy places the organism in Eukaryota, Fungi, Ascomycota, Dothideomycetes, Venturiales, Sympoventuriaceae. The record is from RefSeq and is a predicted model, not a curated record. The coding region runs from base 49 to 2343 and encodes 764 amino acids. The transcript has 4 exons.